AUGCAACAUUCGGAUGUAUCGCGCUUCAAUUCCCAUAGAUUCAAUAAUCUGAACGGUGACACGGGUUUCUCGCACGGUGCCUAUAACUCCAACACGCCCAACCAAGGCUUCUCGAAUCGCAACCAUCGCCGAGCGAAUAUUCCCGCGAUCAACACGGCCGCCGCGGGUCACUCCUCGGACAUGGGCUCCGGGGCCGGCUUCGAUAUGAACUUCACCCCUUUGCUCCCGUCGCAGCUGCUCGUGGGCAGCCCCUUUCAACCAGGCACCCCGUCCGCUUUUGCCUCGCCGCAAUUUGCCAGUUUCGGAGGUUUCCCUCAGGUCGCGGCGAAUGGACACUCCCAGAACCACCAGACCCAUCAGCUCGGGAGCCCGACCCAAGGAUUGGCGAACCACGGCCUCUUUCUGUCGACCGACGUCGGUGCAGCUCAACUCCUGGGUGGUCCUCAGUCGCCCAUCGGUGCUCUACACCACGCCGGGCUAGGAAGCGCCGCCCUGGGCAGCCCGGCCGCCUCGGUGGCACCGGGAUUGCUCGCAGGGACCAGUCGCACCGUGUAUCUAGGCAACAUCCCCGCCGAAACCAGCGCCGAAGAGAUCCUGAAUCACGUGCGGAGCGGACAGAUCGAGUCCGUCCGCCUGCUGCCGGACAAGAACUGCGCCUUCAUCUCCUUCCUCGAUAGCAGCUCGGCCACUCACUUCCACUCAGACGCCAUCCUGAAGAAGCUGGCCAUCAAGGGGAAUGAUAUCAAGAUCGGCUGGGGCAAGCCGUCCCAGGUCCCCACAUCGGUCGCCCUCGCCGUUCAGCAAUCCGGGGCCUCGCGCAAUGUCUAUCUUGGCAACUUGCCCGAAGAGACCACCGAGGACGGUCUGCGGGAGGAAUUGAGCAAGUUUGGCCCCGUAGACACCGUCAAGAUUGUCAAAGAAAAAGCCAUCGGCUUUGUGCACUUCCUUUCCAUCAGCAACGCGAUGAAGGCAGUGGCCCAGCUGCCCCAGGAGCCCGAAUGGCAGGCGCCCAAGCGCGUCUUCUACGGCAAGGAUCGAUGCGCGUACGUGUCCAAGACCCAGCAGCAAAAUGCCGCGCAAUUCUUGGGUAUUGCUCCGGGCUAUGCACAUGUUCUGAACUCUGCAGACCGCGAUUUGAUUUCCAACGCCCUAGCCCAGCAGUCCGUGGCGGCGGCGGCCGUGGCUACGACAGCCGGCGGGGUCAACAAUCUCGGAAACCGAACAAUCUACCUCGGAAACAUCCACCCCGAAACGACCAUUGAGGAGAUUUGCAACGUGGUGCGCGGCGGCCUCCUUCACCACAUUCGCUACAUUCCCGACAAGCACAUCUGCUUUGUCACCUUUAUCGAUCCUACCUCUGCCGCUUCGUUCUAUGCGCUGAGCAACCUGCAGGGAUUGAUGAUUCACAAUCGUCGCCUGAAGAUCGGCUGGGGCAAGCACUCGGGCCCUCUGCCCCCUGCCAUCGCUCUGGCUGUCAGUGGCGGUGCGUCGCGAAAUGUAUACGUAGGCAAUCUCGACGAAACGUGGACGGAGGAACGCCUGCGUCAAGACUUUUCAGAAUAUGGUGAGAUCGAGUUGGUGAACACCCUUCGUGAGAAGAGUUGCGCGUUCGUCAACUUCACCAACAUUGCCAACGCCAUCAAGGCCAUCGAAGGCAUGCGCAACCGAGAGGAAUAUCGCCGUUUCAAGAUCAACUUCGGCAAGGACCGAUGCGGGAACCCUCCUCGUCAGGCUACCAACCAAAGCGGAUCCCCUCAGGCCCGCAAUGGAGGUGGUCUCGAGGGUCCUCAAUCGCCCUCUCCCGCCUUGAACGGUUUCCAGCAGGGAUUGAACCCGAACGGCUCUCAGAGCCCGUCCCGUCACGCUCUCUCCCCCGCGCCUGGAUCAACGGGAUCUCAAAACGGUCAGCAUCAGCGUCAUCCUCUGCAGACCGUGACUUCUCCCUCUAAUGUGCUGGACGGGGGAUCCAACAACCCGCUCACCAUGUAUCUGAACCAAAUGUCGGCUCAGCAAGCUCAGGAGCAGGAAAACCGUCUCUCGGACUCCAUGAUCAUGGCUGGCCUUCAAGCUCAAUCCCAAGGCCCCUCCCAACAAUCCUUGUAUAGCACCAACGGCAAUACCGAUCUGACGAAUGGCUCCAUGGAUGCCCCAAUGCGCCACGGGCAUGCUCACAAGCCCUCUGGAAAUGGCUACCUGAGUGUUGCUGGCUCCGGUCACCAUUCGACCGCCAGCACUAGCAACCUGAGUGUGCCGCGGGCGCAGCACUCCCGUGCCGUCAGUCUUCCCUCGUUUUCGCAGGAGCCCUUUGGCCCCGUCUCUAGCCAGCCUGGGCACAUGCGAUCCAUUGCACACCAGCCCCAAGCUAGCUUCUCGAGCUUCUCGGGCCUGGGCGGUUUGAACCAUUCCGGCUUUGGUCUGGCCAUCCAGAACGAGAAUUCUCUGCCGGGAUGGGCCGAGGAGGAGAUUGGCGCCAAAUAA
Penicillium diatomitis is the source of this 2478-nucleotide messenger RNA. Its product is annotated as putative differentiation regulator (Nrd1). The record is from RefSeq and is a predicted model, not a curated record. Gene Ontology annotation, cellular component: cytoplasmic stress granule. Gene Ontology annotation, molecular function: mRNA binding. Bases 1 to 2478 code for a protein of 825 amino acids. The transcript has a single exon. Gene Ontology annotation, biological process: mRNA splicing, via spliceosome. NCBI's taxonomy places the organism in Eukaryota, Fungi, Ascomycota, Eurotiomycetes, Eurotiales, Aspergillaceae.